UUAUAGAAAAAUCAUAAUCCUCAUUUCCAAGCAAUUAUCUUUUUCACAUUCCAUCAGCAAAGGCUCCCCCUUUUUCUUUCCAACUGUGCUAAAACAUCAUGUAAUAUGCAUAUGAAUUAAUAUCUCAGCUUUCCCCCCUUCCUUUGAUUCUCAAGUGGAAAUUCUAGCUUUUGUUGAUGGGGAAUUGCUUUGGAUUUCAAGCUGCUGCCGAUCCGAACCCUAGCUCUGCCAACUCUAUCAAACCCUCCUCCACUCCAGGGACUUCUCGAGAUUACAGCAAUAGUGGAGGGACAUCGCGGGAAUACAGCAACGGUGUAGGCCAUUCUGCAACGAGCAGUAGCGCUGGCCUCAGCCGAUUCUCAGCUGCUUUCAGUGACGAUGGGCGUGCGGGUUCAGGAGACAUACUGCCCACUCCGAAUUUGAAGGUUUACAGUUUUAGUGAUUUGAAGACUGCGACGAGGAGUUUCAAGUCUGAUAUGGUUUUGGGAAUAGGGGGUUUUGGCACUGUGUAUAAGGGAUGGGUGGAUGAGAAGAGUCUGCAGCCUUCUAAACAAGGGACUGGGAUGAUGGUUGCAAUCAAGAAGUUGAAUCCUCAGAGCAUGCAGGGCUUUGAAGAAUGGCAGUCAGAAGUGAACUUUUUGGGAAGGUUGACACAUCCCAACUUGGUUAAACUCUUGGGAUACUGUUGGGAAGAUAAAGAAAUGCUGCUCGUCUAUGAAUUUAUGCAGAAGGGAAGCCUCGAAAACCAUCUUUUUAGACGAAAUGCUUCUACAGAACCAUUGCCGUGGGAUAUAAGACUCAAAAUAGCGAUUGGAGCAGCAAAGGGGCUGGCUUUUCUGCAUGCCUCGGACAGUAUCUAUCGAGACUUUAAGGCCUCAAACAUUCUUCUUGACGGGAGUUUCAAUGCAAAAAUAUCAGAUUUUGGGUUGGUGAAACUGGGGCCUUCUGGAGGGAAUUCUCAUGUCACAACCCGGGUGAUGGGAACAUAUGGCUACGCUGCACCCGAAUACAUUGCAACAGGACAUCUAUAUGUGAAGAGCGACGUGUAUGGGUAUGGCGUGGUGCUGCUGGAGCUGCUGACAGGCUCGAGAGCCCUUGACACGCAACGGGCACAGCAGAACCUGGUGGAUUGGAUGAAGCCCCUUCUCUCCCAGAAACGGAAACUGAAAACCAUCAUGGAUGCGCGACUACAAGGCCAGUAUUCGUCCAAGGCAGCAGCACAGGCUGCUCAACUCACCCUCAGAUGCUUGGAGCAAGAGCCCAGAAAGCGGCCUCCAAUGAAAGAGGUGGCUGAGGUCUUGGAACAGAUUGCAGCCAUGGAAAAACCGAGAGUGUCCAAGAGUAGUAGGUCGACGCAUUCUGCCUCCUCGUCUCUCCACCACAAACAAUCGCCCAGAUCGCAUCACUCGAGAAGAUAGAUGAUGAUCAAAGGUGGUUUAACACUCAAGUGUAUAUGGUGUUUUUGCAUUUUAGUUGUUACUCUUAACAAAUGCUCCAUUCUUUUUCCAAGGAAUUUGUGAAGUUGGUUUGAUUAAUGUAUGUAUUUGAGAAACAUGAGUAUGCCAAUGUAUUCAUUUGUGGGAUUUAUUAUUCCCUCUUAAAAUUGGUUGUUAUAUCACAGGUUAUUGAUGACUUCA
Salvia hispanica is the source of this 1637-nucleotide messenger RNA. RefSeq names its product putative serine/threonine-protein kinase PIX13. Gene Ontology annotation, biological process: protein phosphorylation. NCBI's taxonomy places the organism in Eukaryota, Viridiplantae, Streptophyta, Magnoliopsida, Lamiales, Lamiaceae. Gene Ontology annotation, molecular function: protein kinase activity; ATP binding. The record is from RefSeq and is a predicted model, not a curated record.